CUGUUGGCAUUUCGUUAGCAAAUGUCUCCACACCACAGUGGGGGUUCUGAAGAAAACUGGAACUGAGCACUGGUGGCUGGAGCGGCACUUCAGGGAUCCCUUUGUCAAGGCAUCAAAGCAGCAGCAUUACCGUUGCCGAAGUGCCUUCAAAUUACUGGAGAUCGAUGACAAGCUUCAUAUUCUUCGUCCAGGACUUUCUGUUCUUGACUGUGGUGCAGCGCCUGGUGCUUGGAGCCAGGUUGCUGUAGAGAGGGUCAAUGCCUUAGGUACCGAUCCUGCUGUCCCCACCGGCUUCGUCCUUGGGGUUGACCUCCUGCGGAUUUCUCCUCUGGAAGGAGCGGUCUUCCUGUCGGAGGCUGACAUUGCAGACCCAAGCACGCUGAGGACGAUUCAGAGUCUGCUUCCUGCGGAGAAGGUGGAUGUUAUCUUGAGCGACAUGGCACCUAAUGCAACAGGUAUUAAAGAACUGGAUCAUCAGAAGUUGAUCAAUCUAUGUUUAGGUCUUCUGAAUCUGUCCCAAAGUAUUUUAAAGCCAAAAGGAACGAUGCUGUGUAAAUUCUGGGAUGGACAGGAGUCCCAUCUUCUGCAAAACAGACUGAAGGAGCAGUUCCGUGACGUGAGAACUAUAAAGCCUCAGGCCAGCCGGAAGGACUCUGCUGAAUUGUAUUAUUUGGCAAGACUGUACAAAGGGAAAUGAAAGCUGAGAACUGCAGAUUAUCAAACAAGUGAUCAGACAUUGAUUGGAAAUCUGAUUUUGGUGUGUGUUUAAAAAAA
Balearica regulorum gibbericeps (East African grey crowned-crane) is the source of this 774-nucleotide messenger RNA. NCBI's taxonomy places the organism in Eukaryota, Metazoa, Chordata, Aves, Gruiformes, Gruidae. The record is from RefSeq and is a predicted model, not a curated record.